UAGGUGGAGAAUGUGGCAAGGUUCAUGUAUUUUAUGGACCCCAAACAGCCAAGCCUCCUGUUUGUCCAUCAGACGGAACGGACCAGAGAGUAUUUUAAUACUCUCUCUGAAGUUGGUCUCAGCAAGCAGACUGUGCAUAACUACAUCAAGAGCGUUAAACGGUUCUUGAAGUUCCACAUCAGCAGCACAGACAUGGAGUUGACAGACCUGCAACUCUACAAUGACUGCCAACUCUACACUGUGUUGUUGUCAGAUAUCCAGGCUGCAAUAACAAAGCAGUUCAACAAGGAGGCGACAAGAAAAGAGUUUCCCAUUCUCACGGAAGGGAGCCUCCAACCAAAGGACUGCUGGGCUGUGUUAGAGGCGGCAAACAAAGAUUUCCUUGCCGUGAUUGCAAAGCUGACUGGACCCAGACAUGUACGUGGCCACCAUCUGACCCUGCCGGAGUCGCAGCUUGUCCUCUACUAUCUAGAGGCAGUUUUGAUUUUGCGUCACCUACACCGCCCUGGUGUUGUGGAGCACAUGACUGUCAAAGACUGGAUGAUCCGCAAACCAUUCCAUGGCAAAGGAGGUCAUGUUGUCGUGAGAGUCCUUGAUCACAAGACUGCAACACAAGUGGCUACCUUUGCUCUCACAUUGGAAGAGGAGAUGUGGUUUGACACCUACUACACAGAGGUUCGGCCAACAACAAAGGCGAAAAGGAAAAAGACUAAUGAAGGUGAAGAUGAUGAUAAAGAGCCAGAGAGAUUCUUCAUCUCAUCCACCGGCAACCCCAUCUACAAUGCCUCCAAUGACUUGGAAAGGCUGCACAAAAAGUACAACUUGCCAAAGGUAAACAGUCAGAUGGCACGUCGGGUAUUUGAGACUGCAACAAAACACAUGUCUGAUACCCAGAGGUCCAUGGUGGCAGACUACCUGAUGCACAGUUCGUCCACUGCAGAGAGGCGUAACAACAGGAUGCAGAUGGACAGUAAUGUUGUGGAAGCAAGUUUACUUCUGCAAAGCGUCGCCACAAGUGAUUCAGAUGGAGAGGGAGGAAGGCAGCAUGCUGGUGGUAGAUGCUUAAAGAUGGACGAGCAACAAGCCUACGACUUGCUUCUCCAGUCCUACCCUGUAACACUGGAUUCUGCACCUCCUAAGCGCUCAGAACGGAUGUCAGUGGCUAAGGAGCACGACCGUCAUUGCUACGACCGCUGGCGUGGUGAUCAAAAACAACUCAGAGUGCAGCAUGUCCUAGAUCAUUUUGGCAGACGGCAACCAAGCGAAUCCAGGGUGCGUAGCUGGAUAGAGAAGCAGGGAUGGACUGCUAACGUUCCAGAUGCUGCCCUGGUGGUGAAGGCAUGGAAACCCUCUGGGAGAGUGGACACUGCCAUGGAGAGCCACAGCAUGCAGAAGUACAUAAAGAAGCAGAAGUGGAAAGGACUGGUUGCUGUUCCUGAGGAAGGAAAGGGCAGGGGUGUUGUAGCCACCAGGCCUUUUCAGAUUGGGGAGGUCGUCUGCGAUUACCAUGGGAAAGUAGUCAGUAGAAAAGUCGAGCAGAAGAGCGUUCUUGAAGAGGCCAAGAAGAAUGCUCAUAGGCUGCUUAAAGAAGGGCGUCGCAUUGAAUACGGCAUCAUCAGGAGAAUUCUGGACAGCGAUGACCCAGAAGAAAAUCUGAUUCAGGAGUUGGAGACGCGAGGAAUUGUUGUUUAUAACAUCCCUCCACACCACCCAGAUUCAGCUGCCUCUGCAGCCCCUUCUGCAGCACCUUCUGCAGAGCCAGAUGAAUCAGAUUUUCCUCCUAUCAAACCUGAACCAGACAGCUCUGGGGAAUACUUCCAAGAGUGA
This is a messenger RNA of Astyanax mexicanus (Mexican tetra), 1827 nucleotides long. RefSeq lists its product as uncharacterized. Bases 25 to 1827 code for a protein of 600 amino acids. The record is from RefSeq and is a predicted model, not a curated record. The transcript is spliced from 10 exons. Lineage: Eukaryota; Metazoa; Chordata; Actinopteri; Characiformes; Acestrorhamphidae.